AUAUUGUCCUACACUGAAGGUCUUCAUGGAAAAUGGCUGUUCACAGAGAUCCGAGCUGUGUUUUCCAGACGCUACCUUCUUCAGAACACAGCUCUGGAAGUGUUCAUGGCAAACAGAACGGCCGUCAUGUUCAACUUCCCAGAUGCAGUCACGGUAAAGAAGGUGGUCCACAGCCUUCCUCGCGUCGGAUUGGGCACAAACUUCGGUCUUCCUCAGACCAGGCGUAUUUCUCUGGCCACGCCCAAGCAGCUCUUCAAGACGUCCAACAUGAUGCAGCGCUGGCAACGCCGCGAGAUAUCCAACUUCGAGUACCUGAUGUUUCUCAACACCAUCGCUGGUCGCACCUAUAACGACCUGAACCAGUACCCGGUCUUCCCCUGGAUUAUCACCAACUAUGACUCACCAGAACUGGACCUGACUCUGCCUAGCAACUACAGAGACCUGUCUAAGCCCAUUGGAGCACUGAACCCCAAGAGGGCGGCAUUUUUCUCAGACAGAUACGAGACCUGGGAGGACGACCAGGUGCCCAAGUUCCACUACGGGACCCACUACUCCACCUCCAGCUUCACCCUGAUGUGGCUGCUCCGCAUCGAACCCUUUACCACCUUCUUCCUUAACUUCCAAGGAGGGAAGUUCGACCACGCCGACCGCACCUUCUCCUCCUUGUCCAGGGCCUGGAGGAACUGCCAGAGGGACACAUCUGACGUUAAGGAGCUGAUCCCAGAGUUCUUCUACCUGCCUGAGAUGUUCGUCAACGCCAACAACUACAACCUGGGAGUGAUGGAGGACGGCACCGUUGUCUCUGAUGUGGAUCUUCCGCCUUGGGCCAAAAGCUCGGAGGAGUUUGUUCGCAUCAAUCGGCAGGCUCUGGAGAGCGAGUUUGUGUCCUGCCAGCUCCACCAGUGGAUUGACCUGAUUUUCGGCUACAAGCAGCAGGGACCCGAAGCUGCCAGGGCCCUCAAUGUUUUUUACUAUCUGACAUAUGAAGGCGCGGUCAACCUGAGCUCCAUUAACGACCCCAUGCUCAGAGAGGCCGUGGAGUCUCAGAUCAGGAGUUUUGGACAGACUCCUUCUCAGCUGCUCAUUGAGCCUCACCCGCCUCGAAGUUCAGCCAUGCAAGUGACGCCGAUGAUGUUCACGGAGCAGAUGCAGCAGGACGUCAUCAUGGUGCUGAAGUUCCCAUCCAAUUCUCCUGUGACCCACGUGGCGGCCAACACCCAGCCGGGCCUCGCGUCGCCCGCCAUCAUAACCGUCACCGCCAACCGUCUCUUCUCUGUCAACAAAUGGCACGGCUUGGCAGGUCAUCAGAAUGCCGGGGAGCAGCAGUACCAACUUCCUGUGGAAAUUGACCCUUUGAUAGCCAGCAACGUGGGCUCUCACCGGCGUCAGAUCUCAGACCUCCUGGAUCAGAGCAUCCAGAUCAGCUCGCAGUGUUUCAUCAUCACCGCCGACAACCGCUUCAUCCUGCUGUGUGGCUUCUGGGACAAGAGCUUCCGGGUCUACUCCACCGACACAGGGAAGCUGACGCAGAUCGUGUUCGGACACCGGGACGUGGUGACGUGUCUCGCCCGCUCUGAGUCGUACAUCGGUGGAGACUGCUACGUCCUGACAGGCUCCAGAGACGCCACCCUGCUGCUGUGGUACUGGAACGGAAAGCACAGCAGCAUCGGAGAGAGCCCAGGCACAGAGUUUACCACACCGAGGGCCAUCCUGACGGGACAUGACUGUGAGGUGACGUCUGUCAGCGUCUGUGCUGAGUUGGGUCUCGUCAUCAGUGGCUGCAAAGAGGGUCCUUGCCUGGUCCAUUCCAUGAACGGAGACCUGCUCCGGACCUUGGAGGCCCCGGAGAGCUGCUUGCGGCCCCGGCUCAUCCAGUCCUCCACCGAGGGCCACUGCAUGAUCUACUACGAUAAGGGACACUUCUGCCUCUUCAGCAUCAACGGCAAGCUGCUGCGACACAUGGAGGUGCAGGACAACAUCAAGGCCAUGCUGCUGAGUCGGGACGGUCAGUAUUUGCUGACAGGUGGAGACGGUGGAGUCGUGUCCGUCUGGCAGGUCUCUGACCUCAAACAGCUCUUCACCUUUCCUGGCUGUGACGCAGGGAUCCGCUCCAUGGCAAUGUCGCAUGAUCAACGGUGCAUCAUCACUGGCAUGGCGUCUGGCAGCAUCGUCCUCUUCUACAACGACUUUAACAGGUGGCAUCAUGAGUACCAGACCAGAUACUGAGGUCCAGACCACACCAUUGAACUCUUAUCAAAUGGUGCUGUUCUGCCAGCAGCUCCACGUUCUGAAUGUAUCUCGGUGGAAAGGGGGGAGGAGAAAAAAUGAUCUGUUCUGUAAGAGCAACAAAUUAUUUUUAAAAAAAGGGCAUUGCUAUAUAUUUUGUAGAUCAGAUAGAAAACGUUUCCUAUAACUCUUUAAGGUGGGGGGGGUUCUGUAACGGUUUGAGUGGAAAUAAUCUAUUUUUAGCUGUAAGAGUCUAUUUUCAUCUCCUCCAGGAAUAGAGCAGGGGCAACGGGAACAUGUUCGGCUGAAAAAUCCAAAUAUUUAUGUACUUUGGAUUGAGUGAUUCGUGUUGGUGUUUGUGUGUGAGGGGAAUAAUUAUUGAGCUAUACUUCACUUAAACAUGCUUUUUUUUUUUCUUAUACUGGAAACACAGCAAGUAAGUAGGAAAUGUUUGAAUAAUAAAAAAAAACACAAUGUACUUGACAGAAAGAUGAGCAGAGAGGGAAAACUUGGUGAUGCUAUCUAUAUACACGCCGUCCUUAUUUAAGAUAUCUGCUCCCGCUGUGCUUGCUCUGAUUGUUUUAUGUGCGAGGCUCGUAUUCAGCAGCUAUCAGUUUAUUUAAUGUCUAAGAUCCAGAACUUCCCUGUUAUCAGCCGUUUAAAUAAGUCUGCUUUCGUUCAAAGAAUCAUUUCUUUUCCAUCUCCUCUAGAGGUGAGCUCGUUUCUCUAAAACCUCAACUGUGACUUUGGUCUCCAAAGCAGCAAAGGUCAGCGUGAAGUGCAGUGAAAGGAUCAACUUUUUCCCAUUUCUGCUUGUUUUAUUUAAUUUAAAUCAUAUUCAUUAAUUUACAGAAUGAAUAAUUUUUAACACGUUGUUCAGCACCAAAUUGUUGCGACAAAUCGUCUCUUGAACAAGCAUCCACCUCCAGCAUACCUGACAUUCCUCUCUAUAAAGUCUGUGCUUUGUCAUUUUGUCUCUGAUUAUAUGAAGAUGAGGUAUAACUCAUUAUUUUUGCAAUCAUUUGGAGUGUUUUUGUUUGCUGAGUUCUGACAAUAAAAAUGAAUUUUAUUACUUGA
Molecule: messenger RNA, 3303 nt
Organism: Poecilia latipinna (sailfin molly)
Lineage: Eukaryota; Metazoa; Chordata; Actinopteri; Cyprinodontiformes; Poeciliidae
Product: lipopolysaccharide-responsive and beige-like anchor protein
Exons: 17
Biological process (GO): intracellular protein localization
Cellular component (GO): cytosol; membrane
Molecular function (GO): protein kinase binding
Source: RefSeq, a predicted model, not a curated record